ACUCUUCCCGCCCCUUCCGGGCCGCGCUCGGAAGUUCUGGGGCGGGAGCAGCCGCGGUGCCGCGGGACGUGAGGAGGAACGGAGGGGGGGCGGAUGAAAGGGCCGCGGCGGCAGCAGCUGUGCGGGGGGCAGGACCCGACAUGAGGCUGGCAGUACCUCGUGUGACCCUAAAAAUAUGACUGUUUGCCUACUGCACCAAAACUCCUAAAUAUUUCAUCUGCCAUUUGAACACCUGGCUUCAACUACAAUGCAACAAGCUUUAGAACUGGCAUUGGAUCGUGCAGAGUAUGUCAUUGAAAGUGCCCGUCAGAGACCUCCCAAACGAAAAUAUUUAUCCAGUGGAAGAAAAUCUGUAUUUCAAAAGCUAUAUGACUUGUAUAUAGAAGAAUGUGAAAAAGAGCCUGAGAUAAAGCAGAAGCUGAGGCGAAAUGUGAACUUACUUGAGAAGCUGGUUAUGCAGGAGACUUUGUCAUGUCUGGUAGUGAACCUCUAUCCAGGGAAUGAGGGUUAUUCGCUGAUGCUCAGGGGAAAAAAUGGAUCAGAUUCUGAGACCAUUCGACUGCCUUAUGAGGAAGGUGAACUCCUUGAAUAUUUGGAUGCAGAGGAGCUGCCACCUAUUUUGGUGGAUCUUUUAGAAAAAUCUCAGGUUAAUAUUUUUCAUUGUGGGUGUGUCAUAGCAGAAAUACGUGACUAUAGGCAGUCUGGUAACAUGAAAUCUCCAACAUACCAAAGCAAGCAUGUUCUUCUGCGUCCAACAAUGCAGACUUUAGUUUGUGAUGUGCAUUCUCUAACAAGUGACAACCACAAAUGGACACAGGAAGACAAACUUCUACUUGAGAGCCAACUUAUCUUGGCUACAGCAGAGCCUUUGUGUCUUGAUCCUUCAAUAGCCGUAACCUGCACAGCAAACAGACUCCUCUAUAACAAGCAGAAGAUGAAUACUCGCCCAAUGAAACGGUGUUUCAAGAGAUACUCCAGGUCGUCUCUGAAUCGGCAGCAGGAUGUGGCACAUUAUCCAACUCCACCUCAACUCAGACUACUUGACUACUUACAGAAAAGAAAGGAAAGGAAAGGGGCCCAGCAGUACGACCUCAAAAUUUCUAAAGCUGGAAAUUGUGUAGAUAUGUGGAAACAGAACCCUUGCUACUUGUCUGCACCUUCUGAAGUUGAUGUGGAAAAAUAUGCCAAAGUGGAAAAGUCUGUCAAACCUGAUGACUCUCAACCUACUGUCUGGCCAGCACAUGAGAUAAGAGAUGAUUAUGUGUUUGAAUGUGAAGUUGGUAAUCAACUUCAGAAAACAAAACUGACCAUUUUUCAGUCCCUUGGUAAUCCGCUGUACUAUGGUAAAAUACAGACGUUCAAAGGCAGUGAGGAGAAUGACAGCCCAGUAACUCCAUCACAGUUCCUUAUUGGCUCCAAGACUGAUGCUGAAAGGGUAGUGAACCAAUACCAGGAACUAGUUCAAAGUGAAGCUAAAUGUCCAGUGAAAAUGGUUCAUAAUUCAGGUGGAUCAGUCAACCUAAGUCAUCUUUCUCCAGGGAAGGAAAUGGAACAGCCAGAGAGUCUAUCAGGGUCCGUGCAGUCUUCAGUAUUGGGGAAAGGUGUAAAACAUCGACCUCCUCCCAUCAAACUACCUUCAAGUUCAGGAAGUAGUUCUUCAGGUAAUAUUUUUAGUCCACAGCAGUCAAGUGGCCACCUAAAAUCCCCAACUCCUCCUCCUCCUUCUAAGCCUCCCAGUCUUUCUCGGAAACAGUCUAUGGAUCUUAGUCAAGUUAGCAUGCUUUCUCCAGCUGCCAUGUCUCCUGCGAGCUCUUCACAAAGGUCUGGAACUCCUAAACCAUCUACUCCUACUCCAAACAACACCCCUUCAUCGACCCCACACCCUCCUGACGCUCAGAGCUCAACUCCUAUUACCCCUUCUGCCACCCCUACUCCCCAAGAUUCAGGCUUCACCCCUCAGCCCACUUUGUUAACCCCGUUUGCUCAGCAGCAAAUGUCUCUGAGCCAGGCAUUGCCUGUAAUGACCAUUCCUCUUUCCACCAUGGUAACAUCCAUUACUACAGGAACCACCUCCACCCAGGUCAUGGCAAACCCUGCAGGACUUAACUUCAUCAAUGUAGUGGGCUCUGUGUGUGGAGCACAGACAUUGAUGAGUGGCUCAAACCCUAUGCUGGGGUGUAAUACUGGUGCCAUAACCCCUGCAGGUAUAAAUCUGAGUGGCAUUUUACCAUCAGGAGGUCUGGUGCCAAAUGCGCUGCCAGCUGCAAUGCAGUCUGCCUCUCAAACAGGCAGCCCUUUUGGUUUAAAAAAUGCUUCAGGUCUUCGGCCCUUAAAUCUACUACAGCUUCCAGGUGGUUCACUUAUUUUCAACCCACUUCAGCAGCAACAGCUCUCACAGUUCUCUCCACAGCAGCAGUCCCCGCAGCCUGCAACCUCUAGUCCUCAACAGCAGGGAGACCAGGUGGUGAGUGGUUGAUUGGAGUAGUUGUUUAAAGGAAGAGGAGAUGAACAAUACUAGUUUACUAAAUAGCAAGGAUCUAUUUUUGGAUGGUAAAAGUCAUUCAUAAUUUCUCCUUUUACAAGGAAUAGGAAUAUAAAAAUAAGUUGUGUUGCCCAGUUAGUCCACUGUCCUUUCAGCUCUGUAGUCAUGACAAUACUGAAAAGACCAUUAUGGUUUGCUUCUAACAGUUCCUGUAUUGCUUAACUGUGUUUUAGUUAGCAAAGAACUGACAAAGAUAGGGUAGCCCUCUGGUGGUUCAUAUUAUGCCUUGCACACUAUAGGUUUCAGAGUAACAGCCGUGUUAGUCUGUAUUCGCAAAAAGAAAAGGAGUACUUGUGGCACCUUAGAGACUAACCAAUUUAUUUGAGCAUAAGCUUUCCGAUGAAGUGAGCUGUAGCUCACGAAAGCUUAUGCUCAAAUAAAUUGGUUAGUCUCUAAGGUGCCACAAGUACUCCUUUUCUGUUUACACUUACUAUAGGAUGUCAGCUGCAUAGGUUUGUAUGAAUUUGCUAGCCUUAAAAUUAAAUAAGCCUUCAUAUAGUAUAAUUUAAGUUGAAAGACCCAUUGCAUUCUAAACUCCACUUUGACUCCCCUUUUUAUUUUGUCAGAAACAUCUCCUCUUUGGCCUUAAAAAUUGUUAAUUUCAGAUCAGAAGAGAAUUUUGUUUUUUAACAUUCACAUGCAUGUUGGGUAAGGAGGCUUUUAGUUACAGAGUAUUGGAAACUUAGCAUACUUUGGAUUUUAAAUGAACAUAACUUUUUGUCUA
Messenger RNA from Chelonia mydas (Green sea turtle), 3266 nucleotides. It is a transcript of the gene SUPT20H, whose product is annotated as SPT20 homolog, SAGA complex component. Gene Ontology annotation, biological process: regulation of transcription by RNA polymerase II. Bases 248 to 2476 code for a protein of 742 amino acids. Gene Ontology annotation, molecular function: transcription coregulator activity. The transcript has 23 exons. Gene Ontology annotation, cellular component: SAGA complex. NCBI's taxonomy places the organism in Eukaryota, Metazoa, Chordata, Testudines, Cheloniidae. The record is from RefSeq and is a predicted model, not a curated record.